UUAUAGACAGAUUUUUUAUAACUCCCAGUACAUUUUGUUUCAGAUAUUUCCAGCAGCAGAAGUUUUUCUGAAGGACAGGACACCAACAGAAAUAUACUAAGCAAGAUUAUGAAGAAAUCUUUUAAUAAAAAGACCAAGGAUUCUAACUCUCCAACCUCAAGCAAUCUCUCAGAAUCCUAUAUGUCUACAAAGGAGAUAGUAAACCUCAACACAAAACCUUUAUCAUGUUCUGUAUGCGGAAAAUGUUUUCGCUGGCAGUCAGAAAUUGUAAUACAUCAGAGAACUCACACAGGAGAGAAACCGUUUGCAUGUUCUGAAUGUGGGAAAUGUUUUAGCUGUAACUCGGCUCUAGUUAUACACCAGAGAACUCACACAGGUGAGAAACCUUUCUCAUGUUCUAAAUGUGGGAAAUGUUUUAGUGAUAGCUCAUCUCUAGUUGUACACCAGAGAACUCACACAGGAGAGAAACCGUUUGCAUGUUCUGAAUGUGGGAAAUGUUUUAGCUGUAAUUCGGCUCUAGUUAUACACCAGAGAACUCACACAGGUGAGAAACCUUUCUCAUGUUCUAAAUGUGGGAAAUGUUUUAGUGAUAGCUCAUCUCUAGUUGUACACCAGAGAACUCACACAGGAGAGAAACCGUUUGCAUGUUCUGAAUGUGGGAAAUGUUUUAUCUGUAGCUCAUCUCUAGUUGUACACCAGAGAACUCACACAGGAGAGAAACCUUUCUCAUGUUCUGAAUGUGGGAAAUGUUUUAGCUGUAACUCAUCUCUAGUUGUACACCAGAGAACCCACACAGGAGAGAAACCUUUCUCAUGUUCUGAAUGUGGGAAAUGUUUUAGUGAUAGCUCAUCUCUAGUUGUACACCAGAGAACUCACACAGGAGAGAAACCUUUCUCAUGUGCUGAAUGUGAGAAAUGUUUCCGCCAGUACUCUCAUCUUGUUAAACAUCAAUUAUCUCACACCGGAGAGAAACCUUUCUCAUGUUCUGAAUGUGGGAAAUGUUUUAACAGACAUUCAACUCUAGUUGCACACCAGAGAAUUCACACAGGAGAGAAACCUUUCUCAUGUUCUGAAUGUGGGAAAUGUUUUAGUGAUAGCUCAUCUCUAGUUGUACACCAGAGAACUCACACAGGAGAGAAACCUUUCUCAUGUUCUGAAUGUGGGAAAUGUUUUAGCUGUAACUCAUCUCUAGUUGUACACCAGAGUACUCACACAGGAGAGAAACCUUUCUCAUGUGCUGAAUGUGAUAAAUGUUUCCGCCAGUACUCUCAGCUUGUUAAACAUCAAUUAUCUCACACCGGAGAGAAACCUUUCUCAUGUUCUGAAUGUGGGAAAUGUUUUAUCAGACAUUCAACUCUAGUUGCACACCAGAGAAUUCACACAGGAGAGAAACCUUUCUCAUGUUCUGAAUGUGGAAAAUGUUUCAGCCGUAGCUCAAGUCUAGUUGUACACCAGAGAAAUCACACAGGAGAGAAACCUUUCUCAUGUUCUGAAUGUGGAAAAUGUUUCAGCCGUAGCUCAGGUCUAGUUGUACACCAGAGAAAUCACACAGGAGAGAAACCUUUCUCAUGUUCUGAAUGUGGGAAAUGUUUUAGCUGUAACUCGGCUCUAGUUAUACACCAGAGAACUCACACAGGAGAGAAACCUUUCUCAUGUUCUGAAUGUGGGAAAUGUUUUCGUGAUAGCUCAGUUCUAGUUAGACACCAGAGAUCUCACACAGGAGAGAAACCUUUCUCAUGUUCUGAAUGUGAGAAAUGUUUUAAUAUGCAUUCAACUCUAGUUGCACACCAGAGAACUCACACAGGAGAGAAACCUUUCUUAUGUGCUGAAUGUGGGAAAUGUUUUAGCUUUAACUCAGCUCUAGUUUAUCACCAGAGAACUCACACAGGAGAGAAACCUUUCUCAUGUGCUGAAUGUGAGAAAUGUUUCCGCCAGUAUUCUCAGCUUGUUAAACAUCAAUUAUCUCACACCGGAGAGAAACCUCUCUCAUGUUUUGAAUGUGGGAAAUGUUUUAGCUGUAACUCAGCUCUAGUUGUACACCAGAGAACUCACACAGGAGAGAAACCUUUCUCAUGUGCUGAAUGUGGGAAAUGUUUUAGCAAAAGCUCAGCUCUAGUUGUACACCAGAGAACUCACACAGGAGAGAAACCUUUCUCAUGUGCUGAAUGUGGGAAAUGUUUUAGCUUGAACUCGGCUCUAGUUAUACACCAGAGAACUCACACAGGUGAGAAACCUUUCUCGUGUCCUGAAUGUGGAAAAUGUUUCAGCAAUAGUUCAGGUCUAGUUGUACACAAGAGAACUCACACAGUAGAGAAACCUUUCUCAUGUGCUGAAUGUGGGAAAUGUUUUAUCUGUAACUCCUCUCUAGUUGUACACCAGAGAACUCACACAGGAGAGAAACCUUUCUCAUGUGCUGAAUGUGGGAAAUGUUUUAUCUGUAGCUCAGCUCUAGUUGUACACCAGAGAACUCACACAGGAGAGAAACCUUUCUUAUGUGCUGAAUGUGGGAAAUGUUUUAGCUUUAACUCAGCUCUAGUUGUACACAAGAGAACUCACACAGGAGAGAAACCUUUCUCAUGUGCUGAAUGUGGGAAAUGUUUUAUCAAAAGCUCAGCUCUAGUUGUACACCAGAGAACUCACACAGGAGAGAAACCUUUCUCAUGUGCUGAAUGUGGGAAAUGUUUUAGCUUGAACUCGGCUCUAGUUAUACACCAGAGAACUCACACAGGUGAGAAACCUUUCUCGUGUCCUGAAUGUGGAAAAUGUUUCAGCCAUAGCUCAGGUGUAGUUCAACACCAGAGAACUCACACAGGAGAGAAACAUUUCUGAUGUGCUGAAUGUGAGAAAUGUUUUAGCCAGUACUCUCAGCUUGUUAAACAUCAAUUAUCUCACACAGGAGAAAAACAUUUCUCAUGUACAGAAUGGAGAAAUAGUUUUGUCAGUAAACCAGAGUUUGUUAAGCAUCAGAUAACUCAUACAGUAGAGUUUGUAUAAUGUGUUUAUGAAUUAACAUCAGAAUUAAACAACUAAUACUAUGAAUUGCUUUAUUGCUGACACAAGAAAAUAUACCUGUGAUAGUAGCAAUGUAUAAAUGAUGCAUUGGUAUUGCGAUUGUGUUAACUCUACAGAGCCCCUCUUUACUUUCCUCCCCUUUGAUAUUACUGUUAAAUUUGAAAACGUCUGUGCCUUCCAUGCACAACUUUUGUUUUCUUUAAUGUUUGUUUAUUUGUGGUUAGUGUGAGUUAUUGCACAUAUUGAAUCUGAAUGUUGAAAAUAUUUUGCCUGUAAAGGAGAGCUUGUUAUACAUCAACUAAUUCACACAGGAGAGAAACCUUUUUCUUUUUCUGAAUGUGGGAAAUGUUUUAGCCUGCGUGUACACCUUGUUAGUCAUCAGAGAACUCACGCAAGAGAGAAAUUGUGUG
Messenger RNA from Pelobates fuscus (common spadefoot toad), 3422 nucleotides. Its product is annotated as zinc finger protein 850-like. Bases 109 to 2829 code for a protein of 906 amino acids. Gene Ontology annotation, biological process: regulation of transcription by RNA polymerase II. The record is from RefSeq and is a predicted model, not a curated record. Lineage: Eukaryota; Metazoa; Chordata; Amphibia; Anura; Pelobatidae. The transcript has a single exon. Gene Ontology annotation, molecular function: RNA polymerase II cis-regulatory region sequence-specific DNA binding; DNA-binding transcription factor activity, RNA polymerase II-specific. Gene Ontology annotation, cellular component: nucleus.